Molecule: messenger RNA, 1140 nt
Organism: Miscanthus lutarioriparius
Lineage: Eukaryota; Viridiplantae; Streptophyta; Magnoliopsida; Poales; Poaceae
Source: the annotation of a GenBank genome assembly
AUGGCAUCGGCGGUGGCCGCUUCGACCGCCACGCGGUUCCUCCCGCGGCUCCCGGACCCUUGGUGGCCGCGCCGUGCGCGCGCGGCGCUUCCGCCGCUCACGUGGCGGCCUCCCGCGGUCACGGUGGUCGCCGCAUCGUCCCGCCCUGGGGAACCGGAAGGUGGGCGGCUGGGGAGGACGCGGAGGCGGCGCUCCAGGGGGGUGGAACAGGAGGAAGGCGUCUCGCUAAGCUCUGAAAAGGAGUCGAUAAAUUCUACUCCACGUGCUCAAACCAUCAAGGGUGCGGAGCCCGUACUGGUUUCCAGCACGAACAGGAAAGGUGCCAUUAGAAGGGUGACACUGGUGGUUCUCGCUGCGGUGGUUUUUGGAGUUAGCAUUGCGUUGAGGGAUGGGGCUGAGAAGGCAUCGGAGUAUUUUUCUGGGUAUUUAUUGGAACAGAGUUUGUCGGUGGACAAUCUCUUUGUUUUUGUUCUGGUCUUUAAGUAUUUCAAAGUGCCAAAUGAAUACCAGAAUCGAGUACUUUCUUAUGGUAUUGCUGGAGCUGUGAUCUUCCGGGCUGUGAUGAUCAUCUUAGGAACAGCUACCAUCCAGAAAUUUGAGGCAGUGAACUUGCUGUUGGCUUUGAUCCUGUUAUUCACUUCUUACAAGCUAUUUGCUAAAGAAGAAGAAGAAUCUGAUCUAUCCGACAACUUCAUUGUGAAAACAUGCCAAAAGUUCAUUCCAGUCACUGAUUAUUAUGAUGAUGAUCAGUUUUUCAUAUUUCAAGAUGGUUUAUGGAAAGCUACACCAUUACUCUUGACUUUGGCAGUGAUUGAGCUGAGUGAUAUUGCUUUUGCCAUUGACUCAGUACCAGCAGUUUUUGGCGUCACAAGGGAUCCACUUAUAAUACUAUCAUCAAAUAUUUUUGCUAUUGCUGGUUUGCGGUCGCUUUAUGUGCUCAUUUCUGAAAGCAUGGGUGAAUUGGAGUAUCUACAGCCUGCCAUUGGUAUCGUGUUGGGCUUUAUAGGGACAAAGAUGAUCUUUGACUUUUUUGGUUAUCAUAUACCAACAGAAGCUUCGCUUGCUAUUGUAACUACCUGUCUUAGUGGAGGCGUCAUAUUAAGUCUUAGGAAAGCAUCAAAAGAGGAGGGGGACAAGUAG